UGACAAGAAUCUCCAAUUACCAAAACAUAAAGGACCAAAAAAGUUCAGGAGAACAUUUCUGUCUUAGCAGAACAGCUGCAGUCACUUCUUUUUUAUUUUUUUCAGAGCCAUAGUUCAACAGUUACGUAACGCAUCGACCAGCUUUCCGCCGGUUAGGGAAUCUUUCCUGCAGCUUGAAAGCAGCGCAGCACUUUUUGUUCCUGUCCCUACCUCCCAAAAAACACAGAUUUAAGGGUGAAGUCAUGAGUGCAGAAACGCACACUUGUUAUGAAGGCUGCAAUGUCAACAUCUUUCCGUUCUACCUGGAAAAGUCCGGAGAGCACGCAGCCAUUGUCAAGUGUCUGCAAAAUGUCCUCCCCGCAGAAUUUCAAAGAAUUGGAGCUGGUAAAAGCAGCCUGGAUGUACUUGGUGUUGGGAGUGGUGGAGGUGAGAAGGAUGUUCAGAUACUCUCACUUCUGCAGUCGGCUUUCCCUUCUGUUCCCAUAACUGCUGACAUUGUGGAGGGCAGCUCCGAGCUCACAGCCAACUUCAAAGCUUUGGCAACCAAGACUGCUGACCUUAAGAAGAUCCAGUUCUCUUGGCACAUCAUGUCCAGUGAGGACUACGAGAAAGCAAAGGGAGGCAUAAAGAAAUUUGACUUCAUACACAUGAUCCAGAUGAUCUACUAUGUAAAUGGCAGGCUCAUGAUCAUUGUUGAAUCAGCCAACAGUGGUUGGGACAUCCUGUGGAAGACUUACAAGAAGGAGUUGUGUGUUGGAAGCAUCACCGAGUACCGUUCAUCUGGAGAGAUCAUUUCCUGCCUCAAAGACCAAAGCCUUAAAUUCGAGGAACAUCUGGUUCCCAACAGCUUUGACAUCACAGAAUGCUUUGACCCGAGCAGCGUAACUGGAGAACGUCUGCUGAGCUUCAUGACAGGAACAGAGCACUUCUACAAAUCCUUCAGCCCAGAGGUCAGAGCAGGCAUCCUGGACAUCCUCAGAAACAAGUGCAGCACUGAAAAAGAUGGCAGGGUGUUCUUCAACAGCAAUCUAACCUGCAUUUUUGUUCAUGCUUAGGUUUCCUGACAAAUACGCUCUUCUGUGCAUUUUAUGUCUUUUUAUCCAGCAUGUUUGCCUUUUAGAACCAAUAUACUCUAAAUGGGUAAAUUCAGCUUCUGUUCUCAUUUUAAAAGGAACACUCGCUUUUAAGAAUCAGUUAUGCUCAAAUUCUAAAUUAGUUUGUUUUUGAAUAGUUUGAUCAGCAAGGGAACAGUUAAUGUCGUGAGGAAGACGUGCAUUUAAAUAUGCAAUAAAAAUAAGGAGUUUCCUUAAUGUUGCAGAGGCAACUUCUAUAAUGAGCCAACAGGCAAUUAUUGCCUAUCUCUCUUGGAUCUACAGUCACUGCAGUCUAGAAGAUGAAAAGACUCAAACAACAAAAUACUCACUAUCUGAAGAAAAAAAGUGGAGUAUUUAGUACCAAAAUGGCCAGAUGUAUCCUUAAGGAGUAAAACUGGUAGUAAAAUGAGGGAAAUUAAUUUGGAUUCCAUUGAUUUCAUUCCUACAAGCGUGAGAACUUUUCCUCAGUCAGUGCUAGAUGUAAAGGUCAUUACUGGUUAAUAAAUUUGCUGAUGUGCUAACAGUAAAGGUAUGUAUGUUGUUUCCUCAUCUCUUGAUGUUUCGAAGUAAAAAUCUACAGACAUAGUGAAGACAUACUGUAGUGAGAAAUUUUUCUUUUUUUCUUCUUUCUUUUUUCAGGAUUUUCAAUGUCACGCAUGUUUUGAUUCAGUCUUUGUUACUCUGAUACCUUUAAUAAACACUACAAUCAGGGCCUUCCGAAGUCAUCCUGA
Gambusia affinis (western mosquitofish) is the source of this 1825-nucleotide messenger RNA. RefSeq names its product histamine N-methyltransferase-like. The transcript is spliced from 7 exons. The coding region runs from base 243 to 1055 and encodes 270 amino acids. Lineage: Eukaryota; Metazoa; Chordata; Actinopteri; Cyprinodontiformes; Poeciliidae. The record is from RefSeq and is a predicted model, not a curated record.